AUGCGGCCGCGGCGGCCCCUGCUCCCGGCGCCCGGCGGGGCUUACAUGGCGCUGGAGGACCUGCUGCUUUGUCUCUGCUUCUCCGCCCUCGCCGUCCUGGCCGUGCAAGGGAGGCUGUCGGAAGGGGAUUCUCUGGAGCUGAGCUGUAGUGCUGGUCCUGCAAAGGUGAUUCUGGAGCCAAACCAAGUGGUGGUUUUGGACUGCAACCUGACCCCUGUUGAGCAAGUGAUCAAUAUCACCUGGAAGAAGAAUGGGUUUCCAUUAGUGGAGCAAGAACAUCUCCAUGUGCUUCCAAAUGGAUCACUCUUCAUCUCAUCCCAGGCUGUGGCAAAGGACAGUAAAUAUCCCGAGAGGGAUGGUGCUGAGGGCAACUACUCCUGCGUGUCUCACACCUCCCUAGGGACUGUCACCAGUCAAAUAGCUGCAGUCAGAUUUUCAACACUGUCACGCUUUUUCCAGCAGCCGGAGUCGCAGACAGUGGAGGAAAAUGGCAUGGCCCGGUUUGAGUGCCGGAUCGAGGGGCUGCCCUCCCCUGUCAUCACCUGGGAGAAGGACCAUGAAGCUGUGCCAGCAGAACCCAGGUUUAUAACUCUUCCCAAUGGUGUCCUCCAAAUCGUGGAUGUGCAGGAGAGCGAUGCUGGGAUUUACCACUGCGUGGCAACCAACGCCGCCCGAAAGCGCUACAGCAACGACGCCACCCUCAGCGUGGUGAAAGGUUCCCAGGCAGCAGGAGGAGAUGUCACCAUCGUCGCUGCUCCGGAGAACACCACGGUGGUGGCUGGGGAGAGCGUGGUGAUGGAGUGCAUGGCAGCUGCUGAUCCCACCCCCUUUGUCUCCUGGAUACGACAAGAUGGAAAGUCCAUUUCCACAGAUGUGAUUGUGCUGGGCCGGACAAAUCUCCUCAUUCCUUCCAGCCAGCCCCAUCACUCCGGGGUGUACGUCUGCCGGGCCAACAAACCCCAAACGCGGCAGUUCGUUACCGCCGCAGCUGAGCUCCGCAUCCUCGCUACUCCCAGCAUCUCCCAGGCUCCUGAAACCAUCUCCCGCACGCGAGCCAGCACGGCCAGGUUUGUGUGCAAGGCAGAGGGAGAGCCAGCCCCCACCAUCCACUGGCUGAAGAACGGGGAGCCCAUCCUCUCCAACGGGCGCGUGAAGGUGCAGAGCAGCGGCAGCCUCGUCAUCAACCAGAUCGGCCUGGAGGAUGCUGGCUACUACCAGUGUGUGGCUGAGAACAGCCUGGGCAUGGCCUGUGCCACUGCCAAGCUCUCGGUGAUCGUGCGGGAGGGUUUGCCCAGCGCUCCCAAGAAGGUCUCGGCCGUGUCCCUGUCCAGCACCACCGUCCUCGUGUCCUGGGAGCGGCCGGAGCACAACAGCGAGCAGAUCAUCGGCUUCUCCUUGCACUACCAGCGGGCUGUGGGAACAGAUAAUGUGGAAUACCAGUUUGCUGUCAAUAACGACACAACUGAGCUGCAAGUCAAGGAUCUGGAACCAAACACCAACUAUGUCUUCUAUGUGGUUGCCUAUUCCCAGCUCGGAGCCAGCCGGACGUCCUCUUCCAUCGUUGUCCAGACCCUGGAGGAUGUUCCCAGUGCAGCCCCUCAGCUGUCCCUGUCGAGCAUGACUCCUGGUGACAUCCGUGUGACGUGGCUGCCUCCUCCUCCUGAGCUGAGUAAUGGCAAGAUAACCAAGUACAAGAUCGACUACUGCACCCUCAAGGAAGAUCAGGUCACCUCCAUCGAAGUGGGUGGAAAUGAGACCCAGAUCACCCUGUACUCACUCCAUCCCAACAAAGUGUACAAAGUUCGGAUCGCAGCCAGCACCAGUGUGGGAUAUGGGGCCCCUUCCGAGUGGACCCAGCAUCGGACUCCUGACAGAGACAACCAGACACAUGUUCCAUUUGCCCCAACAGAAUUAAAGGUCCGAGCGAAGAUGGAGUCUCUCCUGAUAACGUGGCAACCCCCAGCAAACCAUGCCCAGAUAUCUGGCUACAAGCUCUACUACAGAGAGGUGGGCCAAGAGGAGUCCAGUGAUGAGAGCCCUUUGGAUGGUGCUGAAGAUGAGAGCUGGGAUGUAGGACCCAUAAAACUAAAGAAGAAAGUGAAGCAGUACGAGCUGACUCGACUAGCUCCUGGGAAGCUGUAUGAGGUGAAGCUGGUGGCAUUCAAUAAGCACGAAGAUGGGUAUGCAGCGGUCUGGAAAGGCAAAACAGAAAAGGCACCCGUGACAGCAGUAGAUCCCCCAGUGCAGAAGGGGCCUCCAUUGCCUCCAGUCCAAGUCUAUGCAGAGUCCAACAGCUCAACUUCCAUCUGGCUCCGCUGGAAGAAACCUGACUUCACAACAGUCAAAAUUGUCAACUACACCGUGCGCUUCAGCCCCUGGGGCCUGAAAAAUGCCUCUCUUGUGACCUACUACACCAGCUCAGAUGAAGACAUUCUCAUUAGUGGGCUGAAGCCCUACACCAGGUACGAGUUUGCCGUGCAGUCCAAUGGCGUUGGCAUCGAUGGCCCCUUCGGCAGCGUGGUGGAGCGCUUCACCCUGCCCGACCGGCCCUCCACUCCCCCGUCUGACCUGCGGCUGCACCCUCUCAACCCCUACGCUGUCCAGGUGCACUGGUGCCCACCUGUGGAGCCCAAUGGCAUCAUUGUGGAGUAUCUCAUCCUGUACAAUGCCAACAACACGCAGCCAGAUGACAUGUGGACCUUGCUGACACGAGAAGGAAACAUCUUCAGCACUGAAGUGCAUGGCCUGGAAAGUGAUACCAGAUACUUCUUCAAGAUGGGAGCAAAGACAGUGGUGGGAUCUGGUCCCUAUUCCAACGUGAAGGAUGUGCACACCCUCCGGGAGAAGCUGUCUGAUGUCCUGGAUAUCCACUCUGUGACAGGGAUCAUCGUGGGGGUGUGCCUGGGGCUGCUCUGCAUUCUCUUCUGCAUGUGUGCCAGCUUCCGCAACAGCAAGCACAGGGAGGCCCUGCCAGGCCUGGAUUCCCAGGCUGCUGGGAACCACACGUACUACCACCGGAGCAGGCAAGGGUUGGCCUCUCCCAGUGCCACCUUGGACUCACAUGAGCUCGAGUCCCUCAUGUCCCCACUCCCUGAGGAUGCAUCUGUGCCCCUGGGGGACAUCACUGAGCUGGCAGAAGUGCACAGCCUCAUCCACACGAGCCUCCCUGAGGACAUCUUCCAUGGGAAGAGGAAGUCUUCAUGGAAUAAAUCAACCAACCAGGCCUGGACAAACAGCAUCACCAGAUAUGGGGACACCAUCACCAAAGAGCCUCUCUCUGCUAUCAAUGGGUCACUGAAGCUCCCCUCCAGCACGGGGCAGAAGCUUCUCUUACAAGCCCUGGUUUAUGAUGCUGUGAUGAAUGAAGCAAAGAAAAGCCACCUGCCUGCUAGCCUCCACCAAGUAGAAGCAGAGGUCAUUGUCCAUUCUGAUUUUUCAGCCUCUGACAGAGACUACAGCUCCCAGCUGCACACCCUGGAGAGUGAAGAGACAGAAAUGGAGGACCGGGAGCCGGAGGAGCUGCCCCCAGCAGAGCUGGCUAAUCCCAGCUCCCAGCAGGACACUGGCCAAGUGCUGGUGGGCUGCAUGGACAAUCUGGAGGCUCAGGCCCAGGCUGAGCUGCUCUGUACCGACACAAACACUGACAAACCUGAGGCUGUGUGCAUCCAUGGGCUCACCAAUGGCUUCCACAGGCAUGGAGAAAGUCUGGGUUCGGAGGAGAGUGGAGAUUCAGAUUCCACCCAGGAAAGCAGAGGUGACGUGCAGCCAGUCAAGUGCCAGUUGCUUUCCCCGGCGCCUGAGGAGGCCCUGCUCUGUAGUAACUCUGGUUUAACCAGUCCCUCCUCAGCAUCUGAGAACAUGGCACACGUCCACAGUCACAAAGAAUGAGCUGGGCUGAUUUUGAUCACAGCAGAGCUGAAGAGAGGAGAGCCUGUCGCUAUGAGGUGCUGCCCGCCUUCGGCUGGCUGAGCCCAGCAGGAGCUGGGCAGGUGCAGCAUCUCACCAGAGCAGGGCUUGGACCUGUUAGCCCUACAGAGGCCUUUGGGAAGCCAGGUGGGUCGGUGAGGGCCCAUCUUCCUCCUGCUGGAGCCAAUGAGGAACUGGGUGUUGGUGGGAGCAGGACUGAGCCAUCUGCCAAAGUGUGAGUGGAACCACGAUGGAACAGAGCCUUCUGCACCAGGCUGGGGCUGGCACUUCACCAUAGCCCUCGAGGGGACUGGCAGGACGUGACUACUGACUGCCUGGCAGCGUGGGAUGAGUUCUGGCACAGGAGUCCCAGGAGCGGGUGGAAGCCCCAGAAACAAAGGCAGUGAGCUGUAAGCACCAGCCUUUUCUGCCCUCCCGUGGUUAGAAGGAUUACCAGGCUCUCUGUGUGUGCUACCACAGUAACUACUACUAGCAGGCUGAUGUAGUGGCCUUUUAUUACACACUCUACGAGUGCCUCUAACAACUUGUACUAUAUAGAACCUUCUGCAGCGUCUGGGUCUUUUCACCAGCCUGGGCUUUGUUUUAUGUAGGUUCUUGUACCUAAUAUUUUAGGUACACAUCUGUCCUUUUAAUGUACAACAUGUAUUUUUAUUUCCUUGGAACAUCUUUAUAUUAUUUAAUUUUAUAAAGUGGAAUAGUGUGUGGUAUAGAGUAGCAUUUUUACUACUUCUCUCUUUCUUUAUUUUUUCCUCCCUAACAACACAACUACCUCAUGUCUGUUGGAGAAAAAAAAAAGCAGUAGAUCUACUCAUUUGUUAUAGUCCAUUAUAGGUUUUAACUUAUUCUUAUACUGCCUUUUUCUAAAGAAUAUGUUUGCACUGGUUGUUGACUCUUCUUUAACACGUAGUGCUGCAGAUCUGAUGUCUCUUGCUUUGUUUCUUGACACCUUCCCUACAGCCAGAGAGUUGGGUUGUGUCUCUCUGUAGGACUGUGUUUUGCAGCAGCUGCCAAAGGAGACUGCUUUAGCUGGCAGGAUGUCGAUCCAUCUUUCCUCAACAAGCUUAUACUAACAAAUAGAAAGAACCAGCAAUGGCAAAAGUAACUUGUGAUACUGGGGCCAUGUAUUUAUUUUCUCUUUUUUUGGGUGCCCGUGUGGAGACAUCUCAGAUGGUUUUGAUUUACAGAGAGCAGCACUCAGCCUUCUGUAAGUAGUGGACUUGCUGAAAGCUUUGGAUGACCAAGUGAAAUUUUCCAGUCACUUCUGAUAGUCCUGGCCAAAGUGCAUUUGGGUGGUUUUUUGAAGAGCAGAGCACCACCAGAGCUUUAAAAUGAAAUCUUUGGUCUCAUACCAGUCAGUCUGGCUUGAAAAUCAUCCUGUGACUCUUCUGCUGAUGCUGUUUGCUUACUGCUGACAUGUGUCUCAGCCUGGCCCUGCUAGGGGUGGACUUUUCUCUACUAUUUUAAGCUGGUCUCUGUCCUGCUCCAGGCUUGAAGGGUUUGACUGCGAAUGCUACAAGAUUGGACCAGCUGCUCGGAGUUAACAAGGAUCGGUAAUUCUGUUCACGAGUAUUUGGUGAAUGUUCUGCCUUCCUGGAGGAUUCAGAUAUCUCACCAUUUGUUUAAAGAGUGAAGGAAAAGAUGCCUACCUUCCUCUUUUCUUACUAAAAUUUUCUCCAGGGUAUAUGGGGAAACUGUGUGCCAACUUGAGAUUCCUGUCAAAGACAUUGGAUUUUGUUUUUCCUGGUGAUGACUGGAUGGAGGUACCACUGCUUGCAGCAUGGAGAACCUCACUUCACCAGCACCCUGCAACCCUUUUACCUCCAGCUUUUCAGCAAACGAGAACCUCCAAGCCUCCCUGUACUGUGAUGGGAAGGAUAUCGGAGCUUCCACUUCUCCCCAGAUGGCAGCAUCUCCUCCCAGUAUGACACACUCUUCUGGUAACCAGCUGUAUUUCCAGUCAUUGUGAUUGCUCUGUUUCUCCAGCUUGGUGUCUUGAGGAGUCUCAUAAAUGCUGUUCCAUGCUGUGACUAGCCAUGACUCUGGAAUGCUGUGGGACAGAGACUGGAGAUUAGUGCCAAUGAGCAGGUGAAGGAAGGAGUUUGUGUGUGUGCAACUGGAGUGAGGAAAAGGCAAGGAAACAUAACUGGGCAGAGGAAGUGUGUAAAUAACCUCCAGAAGCCACUGCCACAAGCCUUUGAAACUCAUGACUUAGCAGGGUUACAGAUAAGCAGUGAAGUGUUAUUGCAGGCAAUCAGGGCAAUUGACAGUUCCCUGGGAGCGGAUGCAGCCGCAGAGGUACAAACCCCCAGCUGGGCAGAGCGGGGCACAUUGUGCAGGUGCCCUCAGGUCCCAGUUCCAUGAAGAGCCCUUGCCCUUCCUCAGUGACAGAACAGGCCCUGCACAAGCCCCGCUGCCAUUGCCACUUUCCAUCCAGAGGCAUGGAAGGGGAUGGAGCUGAUGUAGGAGUGUGCCACAGUUUUGGAGGCACUGCCUUGUACAUGCACCCCCUGCUUUGCCUGUAGAGCCUUCAGCAGCCCUGAGCUGCCUGGGAGCUGUCCCUGCCUGUCACUGCAGCCCACACAGCAGGGGCACCAUUGCCCUGGAUCACUUUGGGCCAACCACCAAACCACCACAGCAAUUACAGAGAGCUUCGGGGAGAUGCAGCAGACCACAAACAAUUUUGUUUAUGUGUCCCCAAAGCACUUUUGUCACCUUAUUCUGAGGCUUGUUCUGAUCUCAUUACACUUCACCAAACUGUACCAGGGUGUGAAGCUGGCAGUGUUUGGCUGUCCAAGAACUGUGGUGGCCACAGGCUGGUAGGCCAGACCUGAGUUGCAGAAAUCCAGAUAGUUUCCUUGGAGCCAAGAGGUCACCACUGACCAGCAGCACCAAAGCUGUCCCUGGAUGAACACACAUCCACACAGAGUGCUGGGUGUCCUUGUCCAGCUCAGCUGUGCCCCAGGUCUCCCCUGCCCUGAACGUGCAGGGACCUUUCAGUCUCAGCUGGAAGUGAAUCGAAGAAGACACAUAAUACACAUUUGAUGUGUAAAGCUGAAACAACCAGUGCAUAUAUUUUUUUAUCAUGAAAUAAGUAGCUUUCGUGCAGAUUUCUCACAGGCACACAAACUGUUGAUACCUUUAAUUACCCAUCGUGCUUAAUAUCUCUUCUUGUACCCCAGGCUCCUUUCUCCAUUUUCUUCCUUUCAGUAACACUAAAGAUUAUUGCUGUUCAAAUUUUUUGCUGGUGUAUAUUGUUUUACAUUGUUAAAAUGUCAGGUUUGUCUCACUGGCAUAAUUUUCUAGUAUUAAUGUUACUGUUUGGCAACACAACUGUAUAUUCCCCCUGCUGCUGUGAGAGUCACAAUUCUCAUCCUUUUAUUUCUUUUCAUUUCUUGUUAUGUGAAACAUGCAACUCAGAUAAAAACAUCUAUCAGCUUUUUGUUGACUUGAUUUCUUACUUAACAGGCAGCAAAGUUCUGGUUUAAAUAGUUCUAAUGAGAUAACUUCUAAUUUAGAGUUUGAGAAUUCUUUUUCAUUACUAGAUAACAAUCAGCCCAUGAAAUAUUGCUGUGUAAGAAAACAACCAUUUUACUAGAACACUGUUUAUGGUUUUGAUCUCAUUAGUAAUAGGUGUUUUGAAGGAAUCAUUGUGUCUUUUCUAAUCAAUACUUUUGUUAGGAAGGAAGUGUUUAACCAGCAGAAAUCUACCAUCUACUUCUGUUACUGUAUUCCCUUGCUUGUAUUUUCAAGUUAAAUUUCAUUUUCUGCACCGUGCAUAAAGAUGUGUAACCAGAACUUGAUCUUGUUUGAAGGUUGUGUCUGUGUUUGGUUCCAUACUGUACUUUAUUAUAACUUUCUUUCUUCAGAGACUGUUCUUACUCCACAAAUACUCUUUAGUGUUAAAGUGUAAGACAUUGUCCUUAUAUUCCUUAACU
Messenger RNA from Melospiza georgiana, 7862 nucleotides. RefSeq names its product immunoglobulin superfamily DCC subclass member 4 (gene IGDCC4). Bases 1 to 3888 code for a protein of 1295 amino acids. Gene Ontology annotation, molecular function: protein binding. Gene Ontology annotation, cellular component: plasma membrane; axon. The transcript has 20 exons. The record is from RefSeq and is a predicted model, not a curated record. Gene Ontology annotation, biological process: cell-cell adhesion; axon guidance. NCBI's taxonomy places the organism in Eukaryota, Metazoa, Chordata, Aves, Passeriformes, Passerellidae.